UUAAAAAUGACUAAAGCACAUUUUCUGAGCACAACAGUCUUAAUCUGGUAAUCAGCAAUAAGAAGAUAACUAGAAAACCCCAAUUGUUUGGAAAUGAAAGAUUAGAUUUCUAAAUAACUCCUGGGUCAGGAAGAAACUACAACGAAAAUGAGAAAAUAUUCUGAACUCAUUAAAUGAUAAUGAAAAUGCAACAUCGAACUUAUGGGUGUGCAGUUAAAGCUUUGUUUAGAAGGAAAUUUAUAACCUUAAGUAAAUGUAUUAGAAAAGAGGAAAGGAAGAAAGGCUGAACGUCAAUUAUAUAAGUAUCCAUCUCAGAAGCUACAAAAUAAUUAGCAAAUAAAGUGAGUGAAUGACUGUGUGUAGCUACCUGGGGAGUAUGUGUGAGGGGAGGGAGAUCUGGUUCUGUGUGGGAAGAGCACUGUAAGCAGACCAGCCGUGGGCUCAGGCUGCCUUGGUUUACAGCUCAACAACUCCCCAUUCCUUCAGUUUCUGGGACUCUUUGGGCAACUCUCCUUUCUAUCUGUUUUCAUAUCGAUACAAUGGAAAGGAAGUUCCCACCUCCUGACUUUGUUGUGAGUUUUAAAUGAGUUACUGUAUACAAACGUUUAGAAUGGUGCUUAGCACCUGAUUAUUUUGAGCAUCUGUGUCUCUGUGAGAAUGAGUCAUAUCUCACAGGCCCCCAGUCUGCAUCUGCCCUGCUCUACAGGUACGAGCAAAGCCCCAAGUUCCACACGAUGACAAAGUUCUGGCAUUCCUGCAGACCCAGUUCCAACACUCCAGCCCUCCUGUGCCUCCCUUUUGUGCUGCUGCUUGAUGGCCAUCCCCAAGAGUCCUCUGAGCCCAGUGCCCUGGGAACAGGAAGGCUUCCUCCGUGUGAAGGUGGAGGAUGAGGAGGCCACCCUCUCUGAGAUCCAGGAAUCUAGCCCUGGCCACACCGCCCACCCUGAGGCUGCUCGUCUUCGCUUCCGGCGCUUCUGCUAUGAGGAGGCAUCCAACCCACAUGAGGCCCUGGCCCGGCUGCGUGAGCUGUGCCACCAGUGGCUGCAGCCCGAGGUGCACUCCAAGGAGGAGCUGCUGGAGCUGCUGGAGCUGCUGGUGCUGGAGCAGUUCCUGGGGGCGCUGCCCCCCAAGAUGCAGUCCUGGGUGGGUGCCCAGUUCCCCAAGAGUGGUGAGGAGGCUGCCGUGCUGGUGGAAGGUAUGACUCUGGCAUUUGACAAGAGAGGAUGGGACCCGAAAGCCAAGCUCUCAGAGGCAAACUGCAAGCAGAGUGAUUUGGAAGAGUCAGAGCCAUUAGACAGGGCCACUGAAACCCUUAUGGGAGGUAUUUCCCUGGGACCCACCUUUGGUGAUGCUUGUGAACCUGAGGGCAGCUCAGAGAGGCAGGCAGGACUCUCGGGGGAAACCUGGAUAAAGUCUGUCCCCCACGAGAUGGAUUUGAGGGAAACUUCAGAGCCUCACAAGGAUGUUCCCAUUGACCAGCCCAGCUGUGAAUCUGGUGCCUUGGGGAAUAGUCCCAAUAUGUGGCCAAAUUUCACCUCAAAAGAGAAGACACCAGAAGAGAAACUUGAUCCAGUAGAUGGUGAUAGGACAGAGCCUCCAUGCAUAUACUCAGGGAGGAGGUCUUCCAAGUGUGGUGAAUGUGGAAAAACAUUCCAGAGCCCCUCAGCCCUCGAGACACAUCAGAAGAGCCAUUCUCGGAAGAAACCCUACACCUGUAGGGACUGUGGGAAAGCUUUCAGCCGGAGCGCUCACUUGGCCGGGCAUCAAGUCAUCCACACUGGGGCAAAGCCCCAUGAGUGUAAAGAGUGUGGGAAGGCCUUCAGCGGGGUCACCCAGCUAACUCGGCACCAGAGGCUCCACACUGGAGAAAAACCCUACAGGUGUGGGGAAUGUGGCAAAACCUUCAGCCACAGUAGCCAUCUCACUCAGCACCAGCGGGUGCACACAGGGGAGAGGCCCUAUGAGUGUGAUGAGUGUGGGAAGGCCUUCAGCCAGAGCACCCAUCUGACUCAGCACCAGCGCAUCCACACUGGGGAGAAGCCCUACAAGUGUGACGCUUGUGGGAGAGCCUUUAGUGAUUGCUCAGCUCUGAUCCGCCACCUGAGAAUCCACUCUGGAGAGAAGCCAUAUCAGUGUAAGUUUUGUCCGAAGGCCUUUGCACAGAGCUCCUCCCUCAUUGGGCACCAGAGGAUCCACACGGGAGAGAAGCCGUACAAGUGCAGUGACUGUGGGAAGGCCUUUAGCCGCAGCUCAGCUCUCAUGGUUCUGAGAAUCCACAUUACAAUCCUGCAGUAACCAAAGAAAGCCCUUGGGACACAGAACAACUUCCCCUCGGAGGAUCAACAUCUAAAAGAAACCCUGGGGCUCCUGGGUGGCU
This is a messenger RNA of Neogale vison (American mink), 2377 nucleotides long. It is a transcript of the gene ZSCAN22, whose product is annotated as zinc finger and SCAN domain containing 22. Gene Ontology annotation, cellular component: PcG protein complex; transcription regulator complex. Gene Ontology annotation, biological process: regulation of transcription by RNA polymerase II. NCBI's taxonomy places the organism in Eukaryota, Metazoa, Chordata, Mammalia, Carnivora, Mustelidae. Gene Ontology annotation, molecular function: DNA-binding transcription factor activity, RNA polymerase II-specific; RNA polymerase II cis-regulatory region sequence-specific DNA binding. The record is from RefSeq and is a predicted model, not a curated record.